Molecule: messenger RNA, 1254 nt
Organism: Bathycoccus prasinos
Lineage: Eukaryota; Viridiplantae; Chlorophyta; Mamiellophyceae; Mamiellales; Bathycoccaceae
Exons: 1
Coding region: 1-1254 (417 amino acids)
Biological process (GO): cytoplasmic translational initiation
Cellular component (GO): cytoplasm; eukaryotic translation initiation factor 3 complex
Molecular function (GO): translation initiation factor activity
Source: RefSeq, a predicted model, not a curated record
AUGUCAACACACAAACAAACGUGCGUGGUGGUCGGCCAAGACGACAAAGAACCGAUCGCGAACGCGGCGAGAUUCGUGUACACGAUUGCCCACGGGGGCGAUUACCAAAAAGACUGGAAAGAAGACGACGAGAGUACUACGACUAAGAAAACGGCAAAGGAGGCGGAGAAACACGCGGAGGAGUGCUCGAAGUUACCGAUGGAUUGCCAGUUAAUUGGAAAGUUGUUGGAGAACAACGAUAAGUUGUUCAGCGAUGCGAAAGCGCAGGACGUGGAGACGGUGUUUAUCAUCGCCGCCACGGUCGCGGAAAGAUUUGAAGUGGAAACGGAGAGAAAGAAAGCGUUCGAUAUGAUCGCAGAGAAGGCGAUGGAGAGCGCGACGUCGAAAGUGGAGUCGAGAUCGAGAAUUUUGAUGCAGUUAUACAACCUGGCGAGCGAUUUAGAGACGAAGUUUAAGUUGUUUUGUCGAAUAAUCGAAUACGUGAAAAAAGCAAACAUGGAACACGUGGUGGGAACUUUAGUCGGACACGUGGAGGAGUCCAUGGAGGAGUGGAAACAGAUGAAUAAUAACAACGGGUCGGAGAGAAACGUGUAUUUAGAGAUUGCGAAUUUAUUGAGCGGUAUGGGUGGUAAAGAGGAGAAGGCGAUGGAGUUUAUGUUGAAAUAUUUGGCAACGUUUGAAAACAGCGAAAGCGCUCUCGGAGAAUCUUCAGCGGCGGCCAAAGAUGCCAUCGCGAGUUUCAUCCGCUUGAAAACAAGCUUUAGCUGCGAUUUGCUGGAUUAUAAAGCCAUUCAAGCGUUGAAAUCGUCCAACGGGAAGGUGUUUGAGUUGUUGGAAAUAUUUUUAACGAAAGACGUUUCGGAUUACUUGGCGUUUGCGAAGAGCAACGGGGCAGUUUUGAAAGAUCUCGGUCUGAACGAGGAGGAAACGCUGACGAAAAUGCGAUUAAUGUCGUUAGGUGGCAUUCGAAACGGUGGGGGUGAAGUCUCGUACAAAGAAAUUUGCGACAAGUUGAAGAUUGACUCGAAAGAAUGCGAAGAGUGGGUUGUUCGCGGCAUCUCUUCCGGUUUAGUAGACGCAAAAUUGGAUCAAGUCAGAGAGGUAUGCAUAAUCACUCGAGCCACGCAAAGAGUGUUUGGGAGGGACCAAUGGAGCGAGUUGAAAAAUAGCCUGUCGAAUUGGUCGGAAAACCUUCAAUCCAUGAAGACGUUGCUGUCGACCAGUGAGGAUAUUUCAACCAUUAGCGCUCUUUAA